GAUGAUGCAUUCACUGCUGAAGAUCACCGUUUUGCUGUUUUGCGUUCAUACGGGAGAAGGACGCUGGCUUGGAACGCUACUAGAAAACAGGGGUCCGACUGCUUCCACCAAGUCAGACUUCAACGAUGAAGAGAGGAGAGGUGGUGACAACGAGGAAAAGCAAGGAUCCGAGAGGCAGCUGGAAAGGGAGUUCCGAUCGCCCCGCAGCGCCGAAUCCCCAUGCACUCUCCACUCCAUCCUGCUCCAGGUGCGAGACCUCCGGCUGGGGUACGACUCGGACGAGACGGUGUUGUUUAAGUACUGCAGCGGGACUUGCCCUCGCCUCGCCACCAAUCACGACCUGACGGUCACCAACCUCUUGCAGAGCGGCAUCUUACAAUACACCAGCCAAUGGCAUCACCAACCCUGCUGUCGACCCACGCAUCAUGAAGACAUGGUCUUUCUCGACAACAAUCAUCGCUGGCACAAAGUGGAGAAACUGUCUGCUGCAGAAUGCGCCUGUAUGGGGUAG
Messenger RNA from Triplophysa rosa, 511 nucleotides. Its product is annotated as persephin. The record is from RefSeq and is a predicted model, not a curated record. The coding region runs from base 2 to 511 and encodes 169 amino acids. Gene Ontology annotation, molecular function: glial cell-derived neurotrophic factor receptor binding; receptor tyrosine kinase binding; growth factor activity. Lineage: Eukaryota; Metazoa; Chordata; Actinopteri; Cypriniformes; Nemacheilidae. The transcript has 2 exons.